Molecule: messenger RNA, 345 nt
Organism: Archocentrus centrarchus (flier cichlid)
Lineage: Eukaryota; Metazoa; Chordata; Actinopteri; Cichliformes; Cichlidae
Gene: gng8
Product: guanine nucleotide binding protein (G protein), gamma 8
Exons: 3
Coding region: 126-338 (70 amino acids)
Biological process (GO): G protein-coupled receptor signaling pathway
Cellular component (GO): heterotrimeric G-protein complex
Molecular function (GO): G-protein beta-subunit binding
Source: RefSeq, a predicted model, not a curated record
UCACUUCAUUUGGAGCUAUAAGUUGCUGUGGCAGACCCUGUUGAGGACAAGUGUACUUUGACUCCAGGAGCCAAACGUUUGCUGUCGGUCUCUGCUGCUGGCUGAUCCAAGUGGGAGAGGGAAGGAUGUCUAACAACAUGGCCAAGAUUGCAGAUGCUCGAAAAACAGUGGAGCAGUUGAAACUGGAGGUCAACAUAGAGAGGAUGUUGGUAUCCAAAGCAGCAGCUGAACUGAUGGCCUACUGUGAAGCUCAUGCCAAAGAGGACCCCCUGGUGACUCCAGUACCUUCAUCUGAGAACCCGUUUCGAGAGAAGAAAUUAUUCUGUGAAAUCCUAUAACCCUCUU